This is a messenger RNA of Cladocopium goreaui, 2412 nucleotides long. NCBI's taxonomy places the organism in Eukaryota, Dinophyceae, Suessiales, Symbiodiniaceae. The record is from the annotation of a GenBank genome assembly.
AUGGGUGAAGUCAAUUUGGUUGAUUGCUUGCAAGUGGGCAUCAAGAAUGCCAAGGGGGAAUGGGAGCCGUGGGGCUCCAGCAAGAAUUUCAUGUGGAAUGAAGAGAAUUUGAAAAAACAUGGCAUUUUGGAUCCCAAAGUCAUGGACAAGCACAGAAAGUUGUACGCAUGGGUGUUCGAUGAUGUGCAGUUGUACGAGACACCCGUGGUGUACAAGCAUCUACCUGGGUGCCGGUCAUGGAUGACCUUGGUGAUGGAGGAGGAUACAUGGCCAUCGUACGCAGAUUUGACGCUUUUCUCAGCUACGGGGACCUUUGCCCCAGAAGAAGGGGUCGUCACACUGGCCGGGCAUGGGGGUGGCGCGCAGUGGCUCGAAACAUGGGAUGGUGCGCGUUGCAUUUCAGCAAACACUCUCGGAGAUGGUGCUUGUGGUUUGCAUGCAGUAUUUGGGCAGACAGAUGGCUGUCAACUGAAAUGGUUGAAGCCCAACGAGCGGCAGCGCGUGGCUGAGGCUCUCCGUACUGUCAUUGAAGCACAGUCCGGCGAGCAGGCGCGAGCAGUACAAGUGGCUCUGUGGGAUGAGCUUGCAGUUCCAGCAGCAUGUGGAAAUGGUGGGCCAGAGAGCCGCUUGUUUUGGCGACAUCUGUUGGCCGUGUCGCCUGCCCUGUGCAAAGCAAUUGAAGCCCUAGUGCAGAAGGCCGAUGCUGCAAGCAGGCAGAGUGCAGGCAACCACUUGCAGUUGACCGCUGUGUGCCGUGAAUUCUUCUUGUCUGGGCCGAAAGAGGGAGUUGCGCAGCCCAUUUGCCAUGCAAUAGGAGGAAGGCUCCGAGCUCUGUUACGAAGAGUGGCAGAACGGGCAGCGGGUGAAAGGCUCUCAGGCCGAGCGGCCGCAAUCCGUCAACCGGACACGGCUGCAGCAUCCUAUGAACAACUUACGGAGCAACUCUUUCCUCUGGUGGCUGCGUAUGAAUCUGAUGCGUUGACGGCGCAGGAGGCCGUGCGGCUGCAAUAUCAGCUGUGGAAGUCCACUUUUUUUCCUUUGGCCGUCUGGAGCCGCACUACCGGCGUAUACAUGGGGCUCCUGCACAAGGAAAUAGCUGUGGAUGUCGCGGGCUGGGAAUGCCGUAGCCGGUACUGGGCAGUGGGCACGGCACAGCCCGGAAGCGGCAAAAGCCCUGCAGUAGAUGCUAUUGUGAAAUGUCUGGCUGGGGUAUUGAGCAAGCAUCAUGAUUUCGCUCCUGGACACAAAUGGGACAAGUUCCAUCUUCUUGAAGCAAUGGCGCAUUGCGCAGCUUUAGACAAAUUGAAAGUUACAGGUGGGUAUGGCACUAUCGUGGCAGGUGAAGGUGCGCCCUUGCUAUGCCCUUCCUGGCCUGCGAGUUCCACAUGGAACCAAACGACGCACAUGAAUUUGGCGCGAUUCCUGGACAGCGCCAAUGGUGGUUCCGUGCCUUGGGAAACUUUUGUGGACAGGAAGAGCAAAAAGGAGGCAGCAGAAGAGGAAUUGAGUCCAGACUGUCGGUCACCAUUGGAAAGAACCAACGUCACCCUUGUGCUGCAGCAGCAAUACUCUGUAUACUUGCAAUGGUGGGUAGCAAGCGAACAAAAGAACCGCAUUGGUUUAGCCCAACGCUGUCUGUUUUCUUUUGGUGCGGCUCGAGAACCAGGCCCGCCAAGCUUGCAGUUGUUCGAGCAGAAAGUGGUGAUGCCAGUGCUGGAACGCAUAUUCACCGCUAUUCUGAAAACAUUGGGGCCCAAAGCACCUCUGACACCUGGCGGGCCUGGUGCAAUCUGGCGCGUGGACGCCACGGAAAGGGAAGCGUUCUAUCGCUACAGGACAGAUGCUUUUCCGAGUUGGGAUGGGCAGCUUGCAGCAGGUUCGUUGAAAGAUGGCUUUGUGCGCUUUCCAGCAACGGUGCUUAUUUGGUUGGGCUGUCGGAGUGGGUACGCCGAUGUGGAAAGCCGAAAGCCUUUUCGUGAUGUUUGUGGCGCUUUAGCCGCUUCAGAGUCAUACACGCAAAUGGUGGCGGCACUAGUGGAACGAGGAGUCGGCGUUCGUGAAGAGGCUGCUUUUGCAAAGUUUCUUUAUGCAGACCUGGCACCUGCCACGAAGGUGUUCUUGAAAGUGGCCGGCGUGCCUGCCUGUUCUUUUGGAUUGCAACGCAGUACUGAAGUCACUUUCUGGGAAGCUCCAAAUGCACAUGCGGAGACACCGCCAGAUGCAGAACCCCCGGUGCCAAAGCGCCAUCGCGCAUACAAAGACAUUGUGUUCGAGGGCAGCCCGCCGCAGCUAAUCAAUGACACCAAGACAUUUUUGCCUAAGGCAGCCACAGGCAAGCGCUGCCAUGUCAAAAAAGAGCCCUGUAGAAAACAUGUCCAAAGGGAGCCUACUCCAGUGCGUUUUGAAGCCUAG